Molecule: messenger RNA, 1355 nt
Organism: Humulus lupulus (European hop)
Lineage: Eukaryota; Viridiplantae; Streptophyta; Magnoliopsida; Rosales; Cannabaceae
Exons: 6
Coding region: 292-1326 (344 amino acids)
Cellular component (GO): endoplasmic reticulum
Molecular function (GO): calcium ion binding
Source: RefSeq, a predicted model, not a curated record
AUCAAAAAUGAAAAAGAAAAACAAUGGUAGUUUAUUUAGGUGGUCCCUUUUGAAAGGUAAAAGCACCUUGUUUAUGUGUCGAAAGUUAAUAUAUAUACUAAAAAAAAAACCAUUAUUUUGUUGAUCAAUCACUAUUAUUAGCUUGGUUGGGCUACAUCUCUGGUUAAGAUUUCCAACACAACUCAAAUCAAGCCAAGCCGUUACAUCAUGAAUUUAUGUACCUUCCACUUUUAACCGUUAACCCUUAAAAGGCCAGCUCCAUUCUGAUCCCAUUUUUGUGGUGCCCUUAACAUGGCGAAGGCAGUGGUCUAUGCCCUUGUGGCCGCUGCCUUCGUCCUCCUCAUCACCUUAGGCCCCUCCGACCACCACCUCAGCAGCCGUGGCCAUCUCGGCCGCCUGAACCGCCGAUUCGGGAACAGAUCCCAGGCCUUGGUAUUUGACCCUCUUGUUGCGAAAAUGGAAAGGUACUCAGAGGGAAAAGGAUCAUCAAAUAAUGUUGUUGCCGAUGAGGAUGAGGAUGGUGAUGAUGUGAACCAAUACAUAAACGAAGAAGGAACGUUGAACAUCACGUUGAGGCUACUCGUAGUGUUCCCUAUGUUAGACAAAGCACCAGAAGAUGGGUUCGUCAGUUCUUUAGAGCUGAAUUCUUGGAUUAGAGAUAUGGCCGUGGAGAGACUGAAUCACAGGACUAGGAAGGAAAUGAUAUCACAUGAUGAGAAUGGAGAUGGGGCCAUUUCUUUCCUUGAGUACCUGCCUCAAUUUUCAGAUGAAGAUAUAGAGAAAAAUGGCAUGGGCCAUGGAGAAGCUGGAUGGUGGAAACAACAGUUCAUCAAUGCUGACAUUGAUCACAAUGGAACCCUUUCAUUUAAUGAAUUCAAAGAUUUGUUGCAUCCAGAAGAUAGUGACAAUGAAGAAAUUCAAAAAUGGCUGUUGGCAGAAAAACUAGAGAGAAUGGACUCUAACAAAGAUGGCAAACUAAAUUUCGUGGAAUUUUGUGACUAUGCUUAUGAAAUCUACAAGAAUUACAUGGAGUAUGAAACUUCUUGGCUUCAAGUAUCCUCAGCUGAAGAGAAGUUUGCAGAGCUAGACGUGAACAAAGACAAGCUUUUGGCAGUUGAAGAACUGAUUCCCAUAUUCAAUUGCCUUCAUCCUGGAGAACUCUCCUAUGCUAAAUAUUAUGCCGAUUACUUAAUGAAGGAGGCUGAUGAUAACAAGGAUGGAAAGUUGACACUUGAUGAGAUGUUGAACCACGAGUAUAUAUUUUACAGCACAGUUUAUGAUGAUACUUAUGAAGAUUUUGAGGAUGAUUUUCAUGAUGAACUAUAAAUUCUUAUUAUUAAUUAAUGGGUAAUUUU